UGGCGACUGCUUGUCAGGAGCUACCCGGGUACCGACUGUGUCCUUCCGCACAUGCUUUGGUGCGGAAAACACGUUCCAGGCGACUUCCACUUUUACGUUGAACCCAAGCGUUUCGCUUCCUUGCCAAACGCUCCCUCCCUUGACCAACUUACUCCGCAAGAAACACGCAGGGUUGUCGUCACCCUUGCUCCUUGGACUACAUAGUGUAGUCGACUUACAACCCAUAUAAACUUUUCUGCCCUACCGCCCCUCUUCCCCUUCCCACUUCGUUCUGUGCAACAUCGGAUCGGCAUCUUUGAGCCCACGCCGUGCCCCUUCUUGACGACUCGUCUCCAACUCGCCCGCUCGACCUAGUACUGGACGGCUUUGCCAGUCACGUAGCCAUGGCGUCGUCCUCGUCGUCGUCGUCGUCGGCGGUGCCGCAGGCCGAGGCUUUCCCCGAUGGCACCACUGACCACAUUCCCCUGCGGAAGAAAGCCUACGAUAUCCGCAAGCCUCAUAUCACGGAGCAGCCCAUAACAUGGAGCAACUGGUACCAGCACGUCAACUGGCUGAACACGACCUUCAUCCUCAUCAUCCCCCUGGUCGGCAUGAUCGCGUCGUACUGGGUUCCUCUGCAACCCAAGACUGCUAUCUUCGCCGUGGUUUACUAUUUCUACUCUGGUCUCGGAAUCACCGCCGGCUACCAUCGCCUCUGGGCUCACUCGAGCUACAAGGCUUCGCUGCCCCUCAAGAUCUUCCUCGCCGCCGGUGGCUCUGCCGCCGUCGAAGGCAGCGCGCGAUGGUGGUCCAGCCUUCACCGCUCGCACCACCGCUACACCGAUACCGAUAAGGAUCCCUAUUCCGUCCGCAAGGGUCUUCUCUACAGCCACAUCGGCUGGAUGGUCAUGAAGCAGAACCCGCGCCGCAUCGGCCGCACCGACAUCACUGAUCUGAAUGAAGACCCCGUCGUUGUCUGGCAGCACCGCCACUUCAUCAAGUGUGUCGUCACCAUGGCCCUGAUCGUGCCCACGCUUGUGUGCGGUUUCGGCUGGGGUGACUUCUUGGGCGGCUACGUCUACGCUGGUAUUCUGAGAAUUUUCUUCAUCCAGCAAGCCACAUUCUGCGUCAACAGCCUUGCCCACUGGCUCGGUGACCAGCCCUUCGACGACCGCAACUCGCCGAGAGACCACGUCUUGACCGCCCUGGUGACCCUUGGCGAGGGCUACCACAACUUCCACCACGAAUUCCCGAGCGACUUCCGCAACGCCAUCGAGUGGUGGCAGUACGACCCCACCAAGUGGUUCAUCUGGACCAUGAAGCAGCUCGGCCUCGCCUGGAACCUGAAGAAGUUCCCCCAGAACGAGAUCGAGAAGGGCCGUGUGCAGCAGCUGCAGAAGAAGCUCGACCAGAAGCGGGCCACCCUCGACUGGGGCGUACCGCUCGAGAGCCUCCCUGUCAUCAGCUGGGACGACUUCGUCGAACAGAGCAAGAACGGCAAGGCUUGGGUUGCCAUCGCCGGUGUUAUCCACGACGUCGGCAAGUUCAUCGCUGACCACCCCGGCGGCAAGGCUCUGAUCUCAUCCGCCAUCGGCAAGGAUGCCACCGCCGUCUUCAACGGCGGUGUCUACAACCACUCCAACGCCGCCCACAACCUCAUCUCGACCAUGAGAGUGGGCGUCCUGCGGGGUGGCUGCGAGGUGGAGAUCUGGAAGCGCGCCCAAGCCGAGAAUAAGGACGCAGUCCCCAUCACCGACUCGUCCGGCCAGCGGAUCGUCCGUGCCGGCGACCAGGUGACGCGCGUGAGCCGCCCGGUUGCCAGCGCCGACGCCGCAUGAGCACAAUACGGCGAUCUCAAAUUUUCUAUUUGCUGUCCCCCACGGCUCACAGAUCACUACCCUGGAGAACGGCCGUGGAGAAGAAGAAAAAUUACUUCCCCAUAAGCAAGGCUAUCUGCUGCGGGAGUUGACAUGAUACAUGCUGGCCGCGAGCCAACAUGAGUAGGAGGGAAACAAUAUCCGAUCCGCCUGGCGGCUCAUGACUUCUCUUUUUUUGGCAAAAGUUUGGGGGGCGUUUAUGAAAAACGGGAAAAGGGGGACGGGCAUGUUUACUCAUUCAUUCAUGGCGUGGUGUGGGCAUGGCAUGGGGAUUUUCAUUUGCGAAUCAUGAGACUCGGCGCUCGCAGAAUUGAAGGUUAUUGCCAAAACAG
Messenger RNA from Thermothielavioides terrestris NRRL 8126, 2188 nucleotides. RefSeq names its product delta-9 acyl-CoA desaturase. Gene Ontology annotation, cellular component: endoplasmic reticulum membrane. The coding region runs from base 384 to 1817 and encodes 477 amino acids. NCBI's taxonomy places the organism in Eukaryota, Fungi, Ascomycota, Sordariomycetes, Sordariales, Chaetomiaceae. The transcript is spliced from 5 exons. The record is from RefSeq and is a predicted model, not a curated record. Gene Ontology annotation, biological process: unsaturated fatty acid biosynthetic process. Gene Ontology annotation, molecular function: iron ion binding; stearoyl-CoA 9-desaturase activity; heme binding.